Euleptes europaea (tarantolino) is the source of this 1083-nucleotide messenger RNA. RefSeq names its product ceramide synthase 1 (gene CERS1). Gene Ontology annotation, cellular component: membrane. The record is from RefSeq and is a predicted model, not a curated record. Gene Ontology annotation, molecular function: sphingosine N-acyltransferase activity. Bases 19 to 1083 code for a protein of 354 amino acids. Gene Ontology annotation, biological process: ceramide biosynthetic process. The transcript is spliced from 7 exons. NCBI's taxonomy places the organism in Eukaryota, Metazoa, Chordata, Lepidosauria, Squamata, Sphaerodactylidae.
GCCGGGCGGGGAGGCGGGAUGGAGGCGCCGGAGCCCAUGCCGGGCUACGGGGAGCUGGCGCGGCGCAGCUACCGGAGCCUGGCCGGGGCGCUGCGGGGCUGCGGCGACUGCGGCUGGGAGCUGUCCCGCCGGACGUGGGCCGAGAACGCCCGGCUGGCCUGGAGCGAGCCGCUCCUCUGCCUGCUCUGCGCCGUCGGCUGGACCGUGGCGCGGCGCGCAGCCUCCCGCCGCCUCUUUCGGCCCUUCGCGGAGUGGUGCCAGCUGGACCCCAAGGAUGCCGCGAAGGUGCCGGAGAGCGUUUGGAAGCUCCUCUACUACCUGUUCUCUUGGUCCUACAGCACUUACCUGCUCUUCUUCGCCGGGUACCCCUUUUUCUAUGACCCGCCCUCCGUCUUUUAUGAUUGGAGGAAGGGCAUGGAAGUGCCGGCGGACAUCGCCGCGGCCUACCUGAUGCAGUGCAGCUUCUAUUGCCACUCGAUCUACGCCUGCCUCUACAUGGACGCCUGGCGCAAGGACUCGGUGGUGAUGCUCGUCCACCACGUGGUCACCCUGGCCCUCAUUGCCCUCUCCUAUGUCUUCAGGUACCACAAUGUGGGCAUCCUUGUUCUCUUCCUUCAUGACAUCAGCGACGUUCAGUUGGAGUUCACCAAGCUCAACGUCUACUUCAAGUACCGCAGGGGGGUCUAUCACCCCCUGAACGACUUCAUCUCAAAUGUCGGUUGCAUCUCCUUCAGCGUCAGCUGGUUCUGGUUCCGUCUCUACUGGUUCCCCCUCAAGGUAUUAUACGCCACCUGCCACUCCAGCCUCCGCUCCGUCCCCAACAUUCCUUUCUACUUCUUCUUCAACGCUCUGCUCUUCAUCCUUACGCUGAUGAAUCUCUAUUGGUUUACGUACAUCGUCCUCUUUGUGGCCAGGGUCUUGCUGGGGCAGGUGCAGGAGGUGAACGACGUGCGGGAAUACGACAUCGACGCCGGGAGGAAAGUGGCAGCCGUCCAGAAGAACAAUGGGAAAUUGCAGAAUUCCAGCUCUUGCAAGGAAAGGAAACCCCUCAUGAACGGGAUCGUGAAGGACAAACGUCUUUGA